CAUUUAAAGCGAAGAGCGAAAAGAGUUAUAUGUCUGUGCAGCUCCUCUUCGGGAAUUGGAUCAUUUUGAGUUUAGUCGAAAGGUACCCGUUUCGCACAACGCACCUAUUGUGUCACUUUUCGGUUGUGCCGAGUGCCCACAAAUUUUGUGUGUGUAUAUAUAUAUACAUUUGUUUGUGUUCAUGUAGUACCUACGGCUCGAAAAUGAUUAAAAAUCAGACAAACAAUAGAAUAUAUUCGGAAUAAGUAUCGCACACUUGAAAAGGUCAACCAAAUCUGUUGUACUCGAAUACCAGCAGAGAUAGGCAGAAAACAUGCAAGAAGUCUUCGAAUUACGCAGUUAUAGGAACUUGUCGAUGGAGGCCGGCUUAUAAGAAAUUCAAUGAUAAAUAAAGUGCGGAAGGUAUGUUUAUACCAGAUACACUGAGAAGCUGUAUGAUCGAGACGGACGUAUCUUCCUAUUUGCAAACAUCUUCGACCGGACAGGAUGAAUUUCACCCCUUCAUUGAGGCAUUAUUACCAUACGUCAAAUCAUUCUCGUACUCUUGGUUUAACUUGCAAGCUGCUAAACGCAAGUAUUACAAGAAGCACGAAAAGCGUAUGUCCUUGGAAGAAGAAAGGCAUUGCAAGGACGAGCUACAGAAUGAAAAAACAGAAGUGAAACAAAAAUGGGCUUCCCGUCUUUUGGGUAAAUUAAGAAAGGACAUAACACAAGAGAGUCGGGAGGAUUUUGUUCAAUCGAUAAUCGGCAAACGCAAAUCGAUUUGUGUCCUCUCCAAUCCCGACCAAAAGGGCAAAAUGCGACGCAUCGAUUGCUUGAGGCAGGCUGACAAAGUCUGGCGCCUGGACCUGGUUAUGGUUAUCCUAUUUAAGGCCAUACCAUUGGAGAGUACGGAUGGAGAGCGCUUGGAAAAGAACCCAGAAUGCCUUCAUCCGGGUCUAUGUGUGAAUCCAUACCACAUUAACGUCUCUGUCAGAGAGUUGGACUUGUAUUUGGCAAACUUUAUCAAUACGCAUAACUCAACGAUAAAUCCAGUCGCAAAUUCCACUAUGACAAGAUCAGCCGCCGUUUGUGGUCACAAUCGAAACAAUAAUUUGUCAGUUGACAGAAAGGAAGAUGCUGAGAAUGAUGCAAAAACGAAAAGUCUAAGACAUAAUCCAUACAAUGGAGUUGUUUGCAACGAUAUUAUUCUGGCAACAGGAGUCUUUUCAUCGCAAGAACUCUGGACACUAUCCAAAGAUUCAAUACUCGAUGAAAUAAGCGACAAUAGCUUGCAUACGAACAUCAUAAAGCGGGAGAAUAUGGGAGCUGCCUUUGACUGCAACACAUACCAAUUGACCCCAGAUUCGCCAAUAUCCAGCUCACAAGGUCGGGCUCAGGCGGGAGCUAUUGUCGCCAACCCGAUUCCAGGUGGUUUUAGCAUUGACUUUGUCGAUCAGAAUCAGAGAAGUGUGCAUUUAUCGACAUCUCCCAUGUUACGGGCGGAUACAACAAAUGGUUCCACCGAUGCAUGUAAGAUAGAUCACAGCUCUUCGCCGCCAGCUAUUUCCCGUACAAGUACAAGCACGGACAAUUGUACAACCGGCAGUUUUUCCGUGAUUCUUCGAUCGGCAGAUAACAUCAAUUCCAAUGGCGAGCCCGCGGCUACCUCUGAAUCUUCUUCAAUAUCUCUGCAUCGAUACACCCCAUUAAACAGCAGACCAAUUGCAACAACUAUGGCACCAAUUCGUUCAACAGAAGCAAUUCUGCACCAUAACUGUUCCACGUUUCUGGCCACCUCUGUUAGCCCAGUCAAUACACUGUAUUAUCCGCAGCAUAGCAGCCCAAGACUUCAGCCACACACUACGAUAUUAGAUCAGGAGCAUGAGCAUGCCCAAUCCCAGUCUGAGCAACAACAGCAAUCAGAGCCUCAUGACAUUGCCGAUUUUGUCACAUACGUGUGCCAGGAUGGGGGCCAUUCAACAACCUUAACUUCUGAGAAUCCCGUGUUUCAGCACCCUCACUCGCAUCAACUGUCCGCGCACAGCCACACCCACUCGCCACACUAUCAGAUACACCAACAACUCAGAAAUUCAAAACUGGCCACGGCUGCACCCUCGACGCACUAUCACAGCACAAUGCUGCCGCCCAUGCUGCCGCCGAUGGCACGACCUGUGGCCAUAAUUCGAACCAGCGGAGAUUUGGCAAUGGUUCAAUCACCGCCAUCGUCUGCGGUUAGUCAGUCUUCAAGCCUGUGCGUACCGAAGACCGGUUUGGUCGAUGAUGAGAAUAGAACUAUUAAUUCUAUGGAAAGCAAUCACAGUCCGAUUAACUCCGAUACAGAUCCUAAUACUAACGUCGACUGCACAACACUUGUCUCAAGAACCUCACCACAACCACAUCAAUCGCCGAGCCCUCAUGUUUCUACCGAAGAUGCUCGAUGUAAAAUGUCGCUAAAUUCUCUAACUCGAAUCGCAGCGCCAAUGUAUCCUUCAACUAAUAGUCGGGAGUACUUUAAUCACUUUCAUUCUCAAUCAACAUCGUUACUUGGAUAUGCCGGAUCUAUUUCCACAAUGUCAGGUGUUAUAAGUCCUACAAAUCUAAGCCUAUAUUCAACCCCAACUAUGGCUGUGACCUCUGCACACCGUUCAAGUAUCAGAUCCCGUUGGAACAAUGGACUUCCAGAAGACGAUUUUAAUUUAAUUCCGCACUCUGUAGCUAGUACAAAUAUAGAAAAUACACAGGUUAUAUUAAUGGAAGAUGCAACGGGUCGUUUUACCGAUGAAUACUCAACAAAUCCAAAUCGGGAUUACGUAUCGUGAGCUAUUGACAGAAUAUCAACAAGCUGGGCUUUGGGCAAGCCAUAACUGAUAUAUAUAUAUAUAUAUAAAUAUGUUUAAUGGCAUAUGUCAACAUCAUCUAUUUUUAAUUAAAUAAUUUUCAUUUAAAUUUAAGCAACUGUACAUAGAACAUCUAGAAGUUAAUGCUAUUUUAAAGAAAACGUACCUUAGAGAAUUCUAUAAAAAUAAGCACCAAUAGGUGUAUCUCAACACAUAUAU
Messenger RNA from Drosophila novamexicana, 3038 nucleotides. RefSeq lists its product as uncharacterized. Gene Ontology annotation, molecular function: DNA-binding transcription factor activity, RNA polymerase II-specific; RNA polymerase II cis-regulatory region sequence-specific DNA binding. Gene Ontology annotation, cellular component: nucleus. The transcript is spliced from 10 exons. NCBI's taxonomy places the organism in Eukaryota, Metazoa, Arthropoda, Insecta, Diptera, Drosophilidae. Gene Ontology annotation, biological process: regulation of transcription by RNA polymerase II. Bases 405 to 2801 code for a protein of 798 amino acids. The record is from RefSeq and is a predicted model, not a curated record.